This is a messenger RNA of Anopheles merus, 3381 nucleotides long. It is a transcript of the gene Bcat, whose product is annotated as branched-chain-amino-acid aminotransferase, cytosolic. Gene Ontology annotation, cellular component: mitochondrion. The record is from RefSeq and is a predicted model, not a curated record. The coding region runs from base 400 to 1731 and encodes 443 amino acids. Gene Ontology annotation, molecular function: branched-chain-amino-acid:2-oxoglutarate transaminase activity. Gene Ontology annotation, biological process: L-valine biosynthetic process; L-leucine biosynthetic process. NCBI's taxonomy places the organism in Eukaryota, Metazoa, Arthropoda, Insecta, Diptera, Culicidae. The transcript has 8 exons.
GCAAGCACGAAGGCCCGCCAGUGUCGAACAGCUUCUUCAGGAGUGAACACAAGCUCAAGCCCGCCUUGGCCUUCUCCUCGCUCGAGAUCAGCAAAACGAAGCAAACAACAAACAACAGAACGCGCCAGAACUGCAGCGAGCACGAGUGUCCUAACACGCGAAAAGAAAGAUUUCUCUUUUUUUUUGGUUUUUGCAAGCAAUCACUCAUCGUUGUGUAAAACAAAACAAAAAAUAUUACAAGCAAAAAAAAAAGGCAAAGCUAGGUGACAGCCCGACGCCUACAGUGAAGCAUCAAUCGCACCCUCAUAUCCCGCUGAAAGGAAACGUCGAAGGCGGUACGUGCCAUCCUAAACGGUAGACAACUCCACCCUCACACCCCAAAACACAGAGCGCAUCAGGAUGGUCCUGCGAAGCAAGAACCUCGUACGCUACGUGUUCCAGAAUCAGCACAAGCUGAUCCAGCAGCUGCUGGUGCAGGGUGGACCGGUGCGUGCAUGCAGCGGGCACGGCGGCACGCAGCAACAAGCCCAGCUGCGGGUGGAGGAGGACGACAACUUCCCCAAGAUUGCCGAGGUGCCGCCGCUAGCGGCACCGUUCCCGAUGACGAUCGAGCAUGCGGCCGACGUGGGAGAACAGUUCAAGUAUUCCGAUCUCAGUGUUCGCUUGGCGGCACCGCACCAGCUCAACCCGAAACCGGACGUGGACGAUCUAGCGUUCGGCAAGUACUUUACCGACCACAUGCUGAAGGUGCCGUACCACCGCCGGCUCGGCGGCUGGCAGAAGCCGGAAAUUACGCCGAUGGAAAACCUUAACCUGCACCCAGCGGCAAAGGUGUUCCACUACGCGAUCGAGCUGUUUGAAGGUAUGAAAGCGUACCGUGGCUACGAUGGCAAGAUUCGCUUGUUCCGACCGGAGAUGAACAUGGCGCGCAUGAACGUUACCGCCUACCGGUCCGGUCUGCCCACGUUCGAGGGCGAGGAGCUGAUCAAGGCGAUGGCCCGGCUGGUCAUGAUCGAUUCCGAAUGGGUACCGCACACCGAAUCAGCCAGUCUGUACAUCCGCCCGACCCUGAUCGGCAUUGAGCCAACGCUAGGUGUUGCUUCGUCCGAUUCAGCCCUGCUCUACACGAUCCUGUCGCCCGUCGGACCGUACUUCAAGCCGGGCGCUAAGGGGCUGAAGCUGUACGCCGAACCGAAGUACACGCGGGCCUGGCCGGGUGGUGUCGGUGACCGGAAGGUCGGCUCCAACUACGGACCGACGAUCCACGUGCAGCAGGAGGCACUGCGGCACGGUUGCCACCAGGUGCUGUGGCUGUACGGCGACGACCAUCAGCUGACGGAGGUCGGCGUCAUGAACAUCUUCAUGCUGUACAUCAAGGAGAACGGAGAGCGCGAGCUGCUAACACCUCCGCUGAAUGGUCUCAUCCUUCCCGGCAUUACGCGCGACUCGAUCAUCCGCCUGUGCCACCAGUGGGGUGAAUUUUCCGUCCGCGAGCAAAAGUUCACCAUGCCCGAGAUCAAGAAGCUGUCCAAGCAGGGACGGCUACUGGAACUGUUCGGCGCAGGUACGGCGGCCGUCAUCAGCCCGAUCGAGCACAUCUCGUAUAUGGGUGAGGAGAUCCACGUGCCAACGGAAAGCCAGGACAACCCGCUGUAUCGGCGGUUGUACAACACACUUACCGACAUCCAGUACGGCAAGCUGGAUCAUCCGUGGGCCUACGUCAUAGACUGAAGUGGGUGUGCGUGGGUGCCACGUUUGAUGAUCCUCCCCGCGACAAGCAGGACCAUCUAGUAGGUUCAGCAGCAACCCUACGCUGUCCUUCCCAAUUCCAGAACUCCUCCCUCCCCCUUAUCCAGGUUUUGGAAAUGCUGCAGCUACGGCCAGCUACACUCCUACUAUCCUCUCUGUACAUACUAUAUAUUGUUUCUUAGUACAGUAAGUCAUUGCGCCUCUCUCGGUGCCUCGCUCUCAAAUACGUUUAGCGGACACACACACAAAUUAGCGCCCUCCUUUGCCCUGUUGUAACCACCAAUGCCUUAAUGAUCUUCAUCCGGUUCAAGUGUUCUUCUUGUGCAUCCAACACCCUGUCCUUCCGCAUCCGCCCGGUUACAUGCCCUUGCUUUCCAACUCCAAAAUUACUUGUGAUAGAGUCGUGUUUGUGAGAAAGCGAGAGAACGAGAGAGCUCAUUCCUGUUUUGCUAAGGGUAGGGUAGGAGUACGCGAUAGUUGCCUAGGCUAGACGGUUAAGUAAGCGCGCAAAGGUGUAAACCGCUCACCCAAGGCGUACUAUCGACUCUCUUCCGAGAGCCGUGUUGUGCCAGCAGGCCGUUCCGUUUAUAGGUUCGAAGUUUUUUAGCAGUUUGCCGCCUUUUGUAUGCGAAUGAACGGAUCGCCCACUUUCCAUUGUUGCCAUCGAACGGAUGCGGAAAAGGUCGCGGGAGUACAACUGCACUCCUUUAACCUUUCCUGUCGGAAUCGUGCAUUUACUAGUACUGAAAGGUAGGGUUUGCCUCCAUUUCUUGUGUAUUUAUAAAUCGUAGUGCGUGCGCAUGCAUUGACAAAACGAAAAAAAAAAAACAGAAAGCAUUCCUGCAAACAGCGUCUAGACGGCCUCGAGGAGCUAGACACGUAUACUGGCGCGCGGAUGAUUCUCCUCGCCGCGUUUUAUUCGUCACCACAAUGUCGUGUGGUUGCUCUACUCGCAAUAACACAUUCUGCAACGGCAGAACGACAGAGAGUGAGAGGAAGUUAACGUUUUGUCUGUCCAUCCAAUGAAGUAUACCCCGUACGGCUUAUGUUUCUAAGUAGACUCGGCCACCGCCAAGUGUCUCCGCUCCUUAUGGUCUGUCAGGAUAAUGGUUUUCUCUUGUGAUAGGGCCUUUCUUAGGUAUUUUUUUAGACUUUAAGUUUUUUUUCUGUUCGCUUAGCUGUUUUGGCUACGCGUCUAGGCCGUAGUAAUAAACAGAUUUUAUUUUUCUUGUUUAGAAAAGAAAUUUGUCGUACAAAGGAAGAAAAAAAGUGCAUUUCCCCCUGAAUAGAUUGGCUCUUUUGUACAUAUAGCGAAAAGUAGCCACUAGCUUGCGGAUUGGAAAGGAGGAGAGUAUUAUGUUCUACCUUUCCACGUACGCGGUCCUGUAAGUGGCUCGCCUACAGGAGAAGAGAAGUAAAUGCUCCCUUUCUAUCACGGCCAGUACCCAUACGUACCCUCAAACCAAUUGUCUGGACGAAUGGACGACUGGCGGCUCCAUUGCAAGCAUAAGCCUAUUCCAUAGGAACUCUAGCGUUUAGCGUGUCCUUAGUAUCGAAAGUGUCAUAAACUACUGAAAUUGUGUUAGCAAAGCAAAACAGAAAACAAUAAAUCAUUGAAUGUGUUAUACCUUA